Messenger RNA from Menidia menidia (Atlantic silverside), 2756 nucleotides. The record is from the annotation of a GenBank genome assembly. NCBI's taxonomy places the organism in Eukaryota, Metazoa, Chordata, Actinopteri, Atheriniformes, Atherinopsidae.
CACGUCUGAGUACAACGUGCUUGUGGGGAAUCUUUCCCGCUCGUCCCUUUUACCUGCGCUGUGUCUACAAUACAAUCUUAAUUUUCAAUCUAUUUAAUUUCACUCUGGGGUAAAUAAAGUGUAUUUUUACUGACUUUUUUAUUCUCUUAUGACUGAAUAAUAGGUGUUUUUCCCCAACACAGUGGAAAAAGCAUCAUUUUGUAUUUACAGGAGCUCACAAUCUGCUUUAUUCUGAAAGUCUUGGUGACAGCUUCCUGUUUUUUGGACAGCCCAGUUGCUCUCUAAACUUCUGUCUCAGUGCAGUCCUCCUGGCUGAACAGUUGAGCUCAUGAUGGAAUGGGGUUUGAGGUUCUCCUUUUAUCUUCUCCUGACGGCCGGGCUGAUUUUGCCUCUGGAUUUGUGUCCGCCUCGCUGCCAGUGUGACGGCCUCAUCAACACCGUGUGGUGUGUGGGAGUCCAGGUCAUGCCCGCCCUGCAGCCCUGCACACAGGAGGUAUGGCUAGUGGGGACCAAGCUUUCUUUCAUUCCUCAAAACUCCUUUGCCAAUUUGGUCAACAUUUCUCAUAUAUACAUCUCUGAUGAUGACACUUUGACAUCUCUAGACAGACAUUCCUUUUACAACCUGUCCCGGCUCAUGCACAUACAGCUAACGGGUAUAAAAACACUGGCCCACAUCCAUCCAGAGGCAUUUAAGGACCUUCCCUUUCUAAAAUACCUUGGGAUCACCAACACAGGCCUGACCUCCUUUCCUGGGCUGCAGCAUAUUCAGUCAAGACAAGAUUAUUUUAUUUUGGAAAUAGUGGAGAAUGUCUUCAUCAAAGCCAUUCCUGCUAAUUCUUUCACGGGAAUAUCUGCAAAUGCUUUGACCGUCAUGCUGAAUAGCAAUGGUGUGACAGAGAUACAUCCCUUUGCUUUCAAUGGGAGCAGACUAGAGGAAGUGUACCUUAACAAAAACGGGGAUUUGGAACAUAUAGAUGACUUUGCCUUUUACGGUGUGAUUCUUGGCCCAACUCACUUGGACAUUUCAGAAACAAAAGUCCGCUCUUUGCCCUCCGUUGGAAUGGACAAUGUUGAAAGACUACAAGCCAGAAGAGCAUGGGCCCUCAAGGCCCUGCCUCCCUUAAGUGCCUUUCUUCAUUUGCAGAGUGCAGAAUUAACCUUCUCAAGCCACUGCUGUGGUCUAAAAAUGCUGAAUAGGCGUUCUGAGGCAGCUGUCUGCAACCUGACCAGGGAGGCUUCAGGGAUGCUGCAGGGACUCUCCACAUCUCUGUCCAACUGGCAUCUGGGCUCCAGGCUCCAGCAGCUCCAACACAUCUUUGGUCUUCCAGCUGCUGACAGUAAAAGGAACAAGUCCAACCUCAGCCUCACCUGUCCCGUCGAGGUGUCUCAGAAUGAGAGUGUGUUCCCGGUGGACUGGUCAGCAGAGCUUGGAUCAGAUGUGGAGCUGGAUCUGUGUGGCCCGCCCUCCCCUGACGGCGGGCUGCGCUGCUCCCCGGGGCCCGACGCCCUCAACCCCUGUGAGGACGUGAUAAGCCACGGCUUCCUGCAGGUGGCGGUCUGGGUGGUCAGCCUGUUCGCCGUGUCAGCCAACCUGCUGGUCCUGCUGAUCCUGCUGACCUGCCAGCAGAGGCUGACCGUGACCCGCUUCCUGAUUGGUCACCUGGCGCUGGCGGACGGCUGCAUGGGCCUGUACCUGCUGCUCAUCGCGUCUGUUGACGUCUACACGCGCUCCCAGUAUUACCACUUUGCUAUUUCCUGGCAGUCCGGAGGCGGGUGCCAGCUGGCCGGGAUGCUGUCGGUCUUUGCCAGCGAGCUGUCCGUGUACACGCUGACCCUGAUCAGCCUUCAGCGCUGGCACGUCAUCUUUAACGCCAUGAGGCCGGACAGGAAGCUGCGGCUGCGGCACGCGGCGCUGCUGAUGCUGCUGGGCUGGUGUCUGUGUGGGUCUGCCGCGCUGCUGCCCGUCGCUGGGGUCAACAGCUACGGGAAGGUGAGCAUCUGCCUGCCCAUGGACACCGAGACGGCUGCAGCUCAGGCCUACGUCAUCUCUGUGCUGAUGCUGAAUGUCAUAGCUUUCGUGGUGGUGUGCUCAUGCUACCUCCACAUCUACCUGAUGGUGCACAACCCUCAGUCCAACUCCAGCAGAUACGACACCAGCAUGGCCAAACGCAUGGCCCUGCUCAACUUCACCAACUUCCUCUGCCUCGCUCCCGUCUGUUUCUAUGGCUUGUCUGCUGCCCUCCACCACCCGCUGAUGACCGUCACAGAUUCCAAGGUGCUGCUGGUGCUAUUCUAUCCCCUCAACUCUUGUGUGCACCCGCUGUUUUACGCCAUCCUGACAAAGAGAUUCCACAGAGACACAGUGGUGCUACUGGGCCGGAUGGGGCUGUGCAGGGGACCAACUGUUCUCCACCGGAGCUGACGUGGAUUUCCUCCUACAUUUCCAGAGAGAUGACAUUUGUCCCUUAGUAAGGCCAAAUAAACUGUUAUCCCCACACUGCUCUUCUUUUUCUGUUGAAUUGAUAUAACUGUAUAGCACUAGAAUCAAACCUCUGCAAUGGCCUACGUAUCCUCUUGUGUUCUUGUACACUUGCAGAACCAGAACCUAACCAGAAGUUUUUAUUUUUUGACAUUUGAGAAGUCUUUUAUGAAAUUUGUGUUUUGUCUUUGUCCUGGACAUCUUUUGUUUGGGGUCUGUGCCAAAACAUGAUCGGAUUAGUACAAUAAAAUGACACAAAUGAAUCAAAUUGCCUUUC